GUCAUACAACGGUAGAGGUCGUUCGUAGAAUAACAAAGAUGGUGGCAGAAUGAAACGAAAUGGUUGUUCCUAAUCCAUAAUUUUCGGUAUCUUUUAGGGGGAAAUUAUUUGAAUGGACUGUUUCUCAACAAUCUGUUGAUAUGCAAGGAUUAUUUGGACGCGUUUUCUUCAGAGCUUUUGCGUCGAAUGUUCAGACGGAAAUCAAAACAAAACAACCAGCAUUAGAUCCGCUAAAGUUUGUUACGGGCUGCUCUGGUUUUUCUAAAUCAUUAUCACCUUGUGGUACUGGAACUGGGCAAAGGAAAUGGUCAUUUGGUGAUGAUUCAUAUUUUAUUGCGAGAGAUAAAACUGCCGAUGUUUUAGGAGUUGCAGAUGGUGUAGGGGGUUGGAGAAAUUAUGGGAUAGAUCCAUCAGCAUUCUCUACCUCAUUGAUGCGAGUAUGUGAACGUCUUGUUGCAAAUGGUCAUUUCAAACCUCAGUCACCAGCCAACUUGAUCCAGGAUAGUUACGAAGAAAUUUUAGCACACAAAUAUCCUUUAAUAGGUGGCAGUACAGCUUGCGUUGUAGCACUUCACAAGGCAGAGCGCACAAUCUACACAGCUAAUCUAGGGGAUAGUGGGUUUAUGUUAAUUAGAAAUGGGGAGGUAGUGCACCGGUCCGAGGAGCAACAACAUUACUUUAAUACACCAUUCCAGUUGACAGUAGCACCACCAGAGCAGGAGGGACUAGUACUCAGUGAUAGAAUUGAUAUGGCAGCAAAGACUUCAUAUAAAGUAGAGGAAGGAGAUGUGUUACUUAUGGGAACAGACGGUUUAUUUGACAACAUGCAUGAAGACAUGAUUCUUGAUUACAUUUCUAAAUACAAGGAUCAUAAAGACUCUAGUAAAGUAUCAGCCAAUCACAUCGCUCAGAAGGCCCAGGAUCUCUCUCUAGAUCCAGACUUUAUGUCCCCAUUCUCAAUGUCAGCUUUAAAUGCAGGAAUACCUAUUACAGGUGGUAAGCCAGACGAUAUUACAGUUCUAGUUGCCACGGUAUCAUGUGACCUGGGUACCUAGCAACAGUGCCAUCUAGUUUAUGAAAAGGGACACAACUCAUCUAGACCAUAAAUUGUUUGUAAUUUUACAUUAGGCAAAUGUUUGUGUUAUGCUGUAAGCAGGGGAUAGGAAAACAGGGCGAGGCUUUAUAUGUACAAUGUACUAUGCAGUUAUAGGUGUUUUUUGUGGAGAGAUAGAACAUUAAGUAAAGAUGAUUCUUAAAUUUUUAAAAUGAGAGAAUCUAUAGACAGACGAUAAGUGCCAAUAAGGGAAAGUUGACAAUCUUGAAAAAUGAUUUUUAACUUUUCUUGUGUAAGAUUGAAUUUUUCAUAACAUGUUAAUUUAUUAAACAUUUUAUUUAAGAUAUAUUUAUAUGGACACAUUCGAAAAGAUAAAGAACUUAAAUUUUUAGAUACAAUGUUAUAAGAUGAUAACUUGUUAAAAUGAGAUUUUGUUGUCUUUAUGCCAUUGUUUAGAAAUUUGUUUUAUUUGCUAAAUUUCGUUUGUAGUUGAAAAAGGGCAUUAAAUUGAUUGUUUUAAUUUGAAAAUAGUUAAAUGCUUCAACAUUUUUUCUCUCUAGUAGUUAAUUCUAAAUAGAUAUUGCUUAGAUAAGGAUAUAUGCACUAAAUAUGCAAUAUUGCAAUAGGUUAAGAAAUUUGUGUGUUUCGUCAAUACAGCCGGCACUUGUGAAACUAUUUCCUGUUGUGAAGUGUUUUGCUUGUUCGUACAUCUUUGUUUAUUUAUGAUUCAGAUAUUCUAUUUUUAAAGUUAGUUUAAGCAAGGUUAGGUGUCAAUUACAAAUAUUGAACCGAGUGGUUAAGGCAGCUGGUUAAGGUCGUUGACUUUGAGCCACUUGCCCCUCACUGCUGUGGGAUUGAAUCCCAACAGGGACUUUGGAUUCUUUCAUGUGAAAACUAUCCAGCUGGCUUAUAGAACAUAGGUGGGCCUACUGAAAUAAUGCACUGAAAAAAGUAAAAAAGGAUUUAUGAAAAUAGGUUUUCGUAUGAAUAAAGAAAUUACUUAAAAAAAAAUAUUUUGAUAUUCAGAGACAAUUUUUAAAGUUUAAAGGAUGGCAAAUGCCUUAGACAAGCUCUUUACCACUUUUUCAAAAUGGUUAAAGUUCUUAUUUCAAAUCACUUGCCCUUCACAGCUGUGGAUCCGAAUCCCGUCGGUGUCUUUGGAUUCCUUCUUUGAUGUGAAGAAGCUAUCCAGCUAGCUUACAGGUUGAUGGUUCUACUUGCAUCUGAAUUGAUACUGAAGAGGCACCUAGGGUCUUCCAACAACUGAAAAGCUGGAAAGUCGUCAGUUGACCUUUACAUUAGUGGUGCGACUUGAACCCAGUCAACCCAAAGAAAAUAAGUUGAAUUUGUUCCAUUGACUAUUGUUUAAACUAUUUUGUACGCAUUUUACGAUUUUUAUGAUAAUUUGGAGACAAGAAUUUGGAGAGAUGCUGCUUUGAGGGUAAUUCUGUUCACUAAGAGAAUCUCUUAAGGUCACAUGUAGUCAUGUAUUGUAGGUGCUAGAUAUAUUAGUUAACUUAGUUUACUAUUCAGACUAAGAGUAUUAGAAAAUGAAAGUAAUUAAUCAAGAGAAGGUUUGGUUUGUAGAUGAAAAGACAGUGUAAAUAUUUAUACUGAAAAAGUAUGUACAUGUAAUAUCAUUGUGUAAAUAGGUAUUAGAGAAAAUUCUGUAUAUAUGAAGUACAAUUUGUUGUAUGCCAUUAUUUUGUAUGUAAUUUUUUUUCCAAGGGCUAAUGGCUGUUAAACUUGUGUUUUUUGAAACAGUUGAAUAAUUUUAUUAGUAUGUAUUCAAUAGUUUCAACACAAGAAACAAAACUAUCAAUUCAUUGUGUUGAAUUAUUUGCAUUUUUAAAGCCCUGGUUUAACGGCCACAGCCCAAUUGUCACAUAAAUGGAGCAUUUGCCAUUAUUUUUCACUGAAUAUUUGUGUUCAUGAAUUUUACUUAUCUGUGAUACAAGAGUGAAUGUAUAACUUUUUUUUCUAUACAUAUUUAAGAAUGGAAGCUGUAAUUGUCAGGUGUUUUUGUUGUUUUUUUUCUGUUGAAUAUUUUGUAUUUUUGUCAGUACACUUAAAAGUAUUUGAAAUAUAUGUUCUCAGAAGUUGGUAUGUGGAUCUAGAGGGAGCAUUUAUAUUAAAUGCAGUUGAAAUGAACGGAACUCUUACAGAAAGAUUUUAUCAGAAAACUACAUCCAGUUUAUUGACAGAAAGAAGUUAGUUUUAAUUAAUAUGUUCUUAUACUUAGCAAUUAGCUUUACGGCUUAUUUAAUUUAGGAAAAAAAAUCAUUUUUACCAGUUAAUUUAAUUAUACACAUGUGAGAAACUGAAAAGUAACAUCCUUCAAUUUGAGUCAUCUUAAAGGCACUGGACUAGGAUCAGUAAAGCUUAAAACAUAAAAUUUGAAUUUCUGACAUUGAUUAACUGGGGCAUUUCAAACAGAAAAGAUUAUUAAGAAAUAUACUCAGAAAUAAAUUGAUAAUCAUACUUAGCUAUUCUUCACCCGAUUUGAUUGAAAGAAUUGCAAUGCUUUAAAAUUUUGGGUCAUUUUUUCACAAGAAGAAUUCUUGAAAAACAGAGUAAGUGAAUAAUAUGAAAUUUUACACCCAAGUAAUUGGUCUAGACCUAUAUCAAAUGGUACAUUUAUUCCAAAAAUUAUUUCCAAACUGAGCGUGUCUAAAAACCUCAAGAAAAGGGAGUAACUCUGUCAUUACUUAUAUUUCUGUUAAUAUUUGGCUGUUUGUUGUAUAUAUAUUUUGCAAUAUUGAAAACCUCAAUGAUAUGAUUUAUUGUUGUAUUUACUAUUAUAUCACCAACUUGUAAGAAUUAUAAUUCAUAGUGCACAUUUUUUGUAUUUAGCACAUGAAACCACUUUGAAAAGAAAAAUGGAAACUUGGUGCAAAGAUUUUAUUGUGAUAGAUGCAGGUACACAUGUAUAUAAUUAUGUACUUUUUUGUUGUGAUAAAUGAAUGUUCACAUCUGUUUCACAUAGCGAGGGGUGACUGCAAAACUGUUUUAAGUCCAUUAUUUCAUAUAAGUUACAACAGUUUUGCAGUCAACCCUCGAUAGGUAAGUUAGUUGUACAGAUCAUUGAUUUUUUUUUUAUUCUUAUAUUGCAGAAAACUAAAUUUUUGUCUUUUAAUUGAAUUAUUAUACAGAACAGAAACUUGUGUAACUUAUAAGAAUUAUUCACUUGAACUUAGAAAUAUUUUGGUCCUUGCUGAUCUGUGUAAUUCGUUUAAGUAUACUAAGGUAUUAAAUUU
Ruditapes philippinarum (Manila clam) is the source of this 4311-nucleotide messenger RNA. Its product is annotated as protein phosphatase PTC7 homolog. Lineage: Eukaryota; Metazoa; Mollusca; Bivalvia; Venerida; Veneridae. The record is from RefSeq and is a predicted model, not a curated record. The coding region runs from base 141 to 1055 and encodes 304 amino acids. The transcript has 6 exons.